UGGGGAAUCUCUUCCAGGAAAACGAUUUGUAUUGUCUCACACUAACAUGUGGCUGAAGGAGAUUGCACAGCAGGUGUCCAAGGAAUUUAAGUCCCAAGGUUACAAUGUCCCAACUACCAACUGCCCGUAUCUGUUCCUCUGGGCCGCCAGCAUAUUUGACAAGACCAUCAAGAUGGUGCUGCCCUCUGUGGGCAAAGUGGCAAAGUUUGACAAUACCAGGAUGAAGGAAGUCUUGGGUAUUGAACCACUUGAGCUGAAAGAUACCAUUCUGGACAUGUGCUAUAGUAUGAUUGAAAAAGGCAUGGUGAAGAAGACCAAGAAAUACAGAGGGCGCACACCACCAGGUGAAGAUGCACCUGAACAGACUGAAGAGGGAGCCACUGAAGAAAAUCAUAAAGAGGCCAAACUGAAUGGUGGGGUUGUGGAUGGCAGCAAAGUUGAAGGUCAAACUGAGGUUGAAGGUCAACCAGAAGAUCAAGAGGUUGGAGAAGUGCAGACAGAGCAUAAUGGUGGGGUUGUAGCAGCUCCUGCCGCUUCUGAAGACGAGAAGGUUGAUGAGGACACAAAAGUAGGUGAAGGUCAAGUUGAGGUCAAAGGAGAAAGCCAGGAAGAGAUCAAAAGUGAAAGCCAGGAAGAGGUCAAAGGUGAAAGCCAGGAAAAGGUCAAAGCUGAAGGUGAUAUGGAGGUCAAAGGUGAAGGUGAAAUGGAGGUCAAAGGUGAAGGUGACAUGGAGGUCAGAGGUCAGGGAGAAGGUCAAGAAGCAGAUGCAAAUGCACCAGUGGAUGAAACAGAGAUUGUACAGGAUGAGGUAAAAGGCGUGUCGGUUGAGGAACAUCAGCAAACUGCUGAAAUUGCUGCAAAUGAGGAAUAAAUAAUGUGACUGACAAUGAAGGGACCUUGAUGCCAUGUACAUAAACCAUAAAAGCUCAACUUGAAAGAACAGACUUCAGAAAAAUUUAACAGACUGUUAAGUUCAGAAAAAACUUCAUUAUUUGGAAGUUUGAAUAUUUUUAGCCAGUAUCGUGCAUAUUCUGCUGAAGAGGGUUUUUUUUUCUUCAAAGUGAUACAGAUUCAGAACUAGUGUCCGAUGUGAUUGAUGGCAUGUUACUUUUUUUUUCAUAUAUGAUGAAAAAGGGAGACUAUUAAGAGUGUGGUUGUUUGUGUUUAAGUAGGCUUUUUUAUACCUGUCCUUUUGACUCUGCUGAGAAUUUUCCUAUCUGAAAAGGAAAAAAUAGCAAUGUAUGAAUUAUUUUAAUGGAAGCUAACUCUCAUAUUUUUUCAUAAACAUGGUACUAUGGUUCUGUGGUAAAGGUAACAUUGGCUUUACAAACUAUCAGUAUCCC
This is a messenger RNA of Lingula anatina, 1343 nucleotides long. RefSeq lists its product as uncharacterized. Lineage: Eukaryota; Metazoa; Brachiopoda; Lingulata; Lingulida; Lingulidae. Gene Ontology annotation, molecular function: oxidoreductase activity, acting on the CH-OH group of donors, NAD or NADP as acceptor. The record is from RefSeq and is a predicted model, not a curated record.